AUGGAAGUUGAGUUAAAGGUAGAUGUAAAUGAUGGAUCAGAGGUGGAUAUGAGUAGUGCAAAAGAUGAAUUAUGGAAAAGGUUUAGGACACUAGACGUUGUUGGGAAAAGGGCAUUAAAAAGUAGAGUUUGUGAACUUGCCUACCCCACAAUGACUUCUUUGUGUCCGCCACCUGAGAAAAUAAAAACCAAAGGGGGAGUUAAGAAGAAAGGCAAAAAAUCAGUAGGGUCAUAUAUUGAAGAUGUAGUUGAUGUUGCAUCAGAUGGUAAUUGUGAAUUUAGAGUCAUUGCUUCAUUGCAUGGAUAUGGUGAAGAUGAUUGGCCAAUAGUUCGUCAAGACUUGGAGUUAGAAAUAAUACACAAGGAAAUAUCAAGUUUGUAUGACAACUUAUUUGGUAAUCCGUUAGCAGAAGUGAGAGAACCUUUGAUGAUAGAGACAUUUGGUCCUCAACCACCACAGAAAUGGUUGACUCUACCAGAUAUGAGUUACUUGAUAGCAAAUCACUAUAAUGUUGUACUUGUCUCUUUAGGCAACCCUUGCUUGACUUUCUUCCCUAUGACAAGUUCAUAUCCACCAUAUGCCUCUAUUUUUUGCAUUGAUUUUGUAAACCAAAAUCAUUGGGUUCAGCUAAACAUGAAAUAA
Messenger RNA from Lathyrus sativus (Indian pea), 642 nucleotides. NCBI's taxonomy places the organism in Eukaryota, Viridiplantae, Streptophyta, Magnoliopsida, Fabales, Fabaceae. The record is from the annotation of a GenBank genome assembly.